Molecule: messenger RNA, 1165 nt
Organism: Tuber melanosporum (Perigord truffle)
Lineage: Eukaryota; Fungi; Ascomycota; Pezizomycetes; Pezizales; Tuberaceae
Exons: 4
Coding region: 212-814 (200 amino acids)
Biological process (GO): intracellular protein transport; endoplasmic reticulum to Golgi vesicle-mediated transport
Cellular component (GO): endoplasmic reticulum; endoplasmic reticulum membrane
Source: RefSeq, a predicted model, not a curated record
CUUCCUUCUUGCUCCUCCACCUUCUCCCCUCACAACCCUACGACUUUCUCCUUCAACGGUCCCUUGUUGUCUCUCCCUUCGAUACCAACUCCCACUGAGACGUUCAACUGCUUUACACGAUACCCACGCUGCACAACCGAGUACGGGUUACUGUGCUUUGGAUAAAAGUUACAAAAAAAAUCACUUAACUGUUUUUUCAUAGCGAGCCAUCAUGACGCUCUACUAUUCUUUGGUAUUUGUCUUACUCAUGGUAGAGAUGGCAGUCUACCUUCUCAUGGUCUUACCGGUCCCGUACUCCCCGAGGAUGCGGUUUUUCACCUGGAUUUCGACGAGUGCAGUUGUGGGAAAGAUACAGUACUGUCUUAAGAUUACCUUCGUCUUCAUCUUGAUCCUGUUCGUCGACUCCGUCAACCGCGUCUACCGUGUUCAGUCCGAGCUCUCGGAGAGUAAACAUAUGGGAGGUCAAAGCGUUAUGGGACAUGAACGCAUGGAGGUUCAGGCUAGGAAGUUCUAUUCUCAGCGUAACAUGUACCUUUGUGGAUUCACUCUCUUCUUGUCUUUCAUCCUUGAUCGCACCUACGCUUCGACUCUUGAGAACUUGCAGCUCCAUACCACUGUUAAGCAGUUGAGGGGCGAUAAUGCAAAGCUGGCUGAAGGCGGUGCUGAUGAACUUAAGGAGCAAUUGGCCGCCGCAAAGAGAGAUACUAAGGUUAUGAGGAAGCAGGCGGAAGGGUUGACCAGAGAGUUCAAUGCGUUGUCUGACCGCUAUGCCGAAGCUACUGGUGGAGAGAGAGUUGCCAAGAAGGAGCUCUAGGUUUGGAGCAUGCAGGCUAUGGAGAGGGAAAAAAGACCUUUAUCUCCUGUGUUGCAGUUAGCUAGCAAUAGUGAUGGUAAGGAGGGCAUUUUAUAAUUAUUUGUGCGGUUUGAGGGUUCGAAAAUUUGCUUUUGGCUCAUUGGGUGUUUAUUGCUUGUGACUGGGGCUUGUUCUUCACGUUUUUUUUGUUUCCUGGGAGUGGCUUGGUGCGAGGCUAUGGGGGUUCGAUUUCAUAUCCUUGAGCUCUAGAGCGAUUAAGUGAAUCCGACGUGGUUGCCCAGUCUACGGUUAUGUGAGGCUAUCGCAGAAUAGUUUGUUUUGAGCAUUUAUUAUGUCGUUAGUGGAACUCGA